Molecule: messenger RNA, 458 nt
Organism: Molossus molossus (Pallas's mastiff bat)
Lineage: Eukaryota; Metazoa; Chordata; Mammalia; Chiroptera; Molossidae
Product: ubiquitin-like protein FUBI
Exons: 1
Coding region: 16-414 (132 amino acids)
Biological process (GO): translation
Cellular component (GO): ribosome; cytosolic small ribosomal subunit
Molecular function (GO): structural constituent of ribosome; protein binding
Source: RefSeq, a predicted model, not a curated record
UCCUCAGUCGCCGACAUGCAGCUUUUUGUCCACGCCCAGGAGCUACACACCCUCGAGGUGACCAGCCAGGAGACUGUCGCCCAGAUCAAGGCUCAUGUAGCUUCGCUGGAGGGCAUCGCUCCAGAAGAUCAAGUCGUGCUCCUGGCAGGCACGCCCCUAGAGGAUGAGGCUACCCUGGGCCAGUGUGGGGUGGAGGCUCUGACCACUCUGGAAGUAGCCGGCCGUAUGCUUGGAGGUAAAGUCCAUGGUUCCUUGGCCUGUGCUGGGAAAGUAAGAGGUCAGACCCCCAAGGUGGCCAAACAGGAGAAAAAGAAGAAGACUGGUCGGGCCAAGCGACGGAUGCAGUACAACCGGCGUUUUGUCAAUGUUGUGCCUACCUUUGGCAAGAAGAAGGGCCCCAAUGCCAACUCUUAAGUCCGUUGUAAUCUGGCUUUCUCUAAUAAAGCCACUUAGCCUAA